This is a messenger RNA of Plectropomus leopardus (leopard coralgrouper), 2262 nucleotides long. The record is from RefSeq and is a predicted model, not a curated record. NCBI's taxonomy places the organism in Eukaryota, Metazoa, Chordata, Actinopteri, Perciformes, Serranidae.
UCUGAGGAGGAGGAGGAGGAGGAGGAGGAUGGUGAAGAGGAGCAGCUCUCUGUUCAGUCUGUCAGACUCUGAGGAGGUUUACGGAGGUUUCAACAGUCCGACUGACUGCUGCCUGAAUCAUCGACUGAUCCUCCUCCUCUCAGACAGGAGGAGGAGGAGGAGGAGGAGGAGGCGGAGGAAAAGGUGCUGCUGCUGCUCUUCAGUCUCAGAUUCAACAACGACAAAAACAGAGCAGAAGUCAAAGAGGAUCCUCUGAGUCCAGAAACAGAUCUGCUGCUGGACUCUGAAACAUCACCAAGAAGAGAGAGGAGGAGGAGCAGGAGGACGGAGGAUCUCUGAGAUUUUAAAGGAGCUGGAGGAGCAGGACAGAGGAGCUCUGAGGUUUUAAAGGUGCCAGAGAGAAGACAAAGCUGAACAUUUUAAAGGAGCCGGAGAGGAGGUGAAACUGUAGAUUUUAAAGGAGCUGGAGAGGAGGUGCAGCUGGAGGUUUUAAAGGAGCCAGAGAGGAGGUGCAGCUGGAGGUUUUAAAAGAGCCAGAGAGGAGGUGCAGCUUGAGGUUUUAAAGGAGCCAGAGGGGAGGUGCAGCUGGAGGUUUUAAAGGAGCCAGAGAGGAGGUGCAGCUGGAGGUUUUAAAGGAGCUGAUAGGAGAGGAGAUGAGGUCUGGAGGAGGUCCGGGGUCUGGAGGCGGUCUGAGGUUUUAGCAGGAGCAUGAAGUGCAUCAGCGGUCUGUGCACGCUGAACGUCGGUGGCCGCAGGUUCUCCUGCUCCGUGGAGCUGAUGAAGCGCCUCCCCCUCAGCAGGCUCAGCCGGCUGCAUCGUUGUGUGUCGGAGAGCGAGCUGCUGGAGCUCUGCGAUGACUAUGACCGCGACAGGAAUGAGUUUUUCUUCGACCGGCAUGCAGAGGCCUUCAGCUUCAUCCUGCUGUACGCGCAGCAUGGCACGCUGCGCCUGCUGCCGCACAUGUGCGAGCUGUCCUUCUACAACGAGAUGCUGUACUGGGGCCUGGAGAGCGCCGACCUGCAGCCCUGCUGCCAGCGCCGCCUCGAUGACCGCAUGUCCGACUGCUUCGUCCACUUCUUCCCUGAGGAGGAGCUGCGGGGCCCCCAGGAGCCCCGAAGCUGCUGGCUGGAGCGGGUCAGGAGGACGCUGGAGGAGCCCACGUCCUCGUUGGUAGCGCAGGUCCUCGCCUCCGUGUCCAUGCUGUUUGUCGUCAUCUCCAUGGUGAUGCUGUGUGCCAGCACCUUGCCAGACUGGAAGACCGCCGAGAACCUGGACCAGCACAGGAUCAUCGAGGCAGUGUGUAUUGGUUGGUUCACAGUGGAGUGUCUCGUCCGGUUCCUGGUGUCUCGGGAUAAAUGUGAGUUUGUCCGGCGUCCUCUGAACAUCAUCGACCUGCUCGCCAUCAUGCCGUAUUAUGUUUCUGUCACCAUGACGACCCUGACAGGGGAGAACUCCCAGCUGCAGCGGGCUGGCGUCACACUGCGCGUCCUGCGCAUCAUGCGGAUCUUCUGGGUGAUCAAGCUGGCGCGUCACUUCCUGGGCCUGCAGACACUCGGCCUGACGCUGCGCCGCUGCUACCGUGAGAUGAUGAUGCUGCUCAUCUUCAUUUGCGUUGCCAUGGCGAUCUUCAGUGCCCUGGCCCAGCUGUUGGAGCACGGCCUGGACCUGGAGGCCGGAAACCAGGACUACGCCAGCAUUCCUGCUGCCUGCUGGUGGGUCAUCAUCUCCAUGACCACGGUCGGGUACGGGGACAUGUACCCGGUGACGGUGGCGGGCCGCGUGCUGGGCGGGGUCUGUGUGGUGAGUGGCAUUGUGCUGCUGGCGCUGCCCAUCACCUUCAUCUACCACAGCUUCAUCCAGUGCUACCAUGAGCUCAAGGUCCGGUCUGCCCGCUGCACGCCGAGCCUGUCCGCCGAGUUCAUCCACUGAGCAACCAGUUCAUCAACUGACCAACCAGCAACCAGACGAUCCAAUGACCAACCAGCAACCAGUUCAUCAACUGACCAACCAGCAACCAGUUCAUCAACUGACCAACCAGCAACCAGGUCAUCAACUGAACAAUCAGCUGGCAAGUUGCAGAGGCGAGUUGCUGAAGUGAGUUUGGGGGCAGAGGUCAGGGGCCAGGGCUGGAGGUCAGGGGUCAGGGGUCAGGCGUUUGGGGUUUGGGGGUUUGACAGCUUAGUUGAAGUUGAGCUUUAUUUAUUUAUUUAUGUAUUUUAAUUAUAUUUUUUCGGGUUUAUAUUUUUGUGUCUCAUCUUGUGU